Nerophis lumbriciformis (worm pipefish) is the source of this 1395-nucleotide messenger RNA. Lineage: Eukaryota; Metazoa; Chordata; Actinopteri; Syngnathiformes; Syngnathidae. The record is from RefSeq and is a predicted model, not a curated record.
AUGGACUAUGAUUUCAAAGUGAAGCUGACCGGCGAGCGAGAGCGUGUCGAGGACCUGUUUGAGUAUGAAGGAUGCAAAGUGGGCAGAGGCACCUACGGUCAUGUUUUCAAAGCGAAGAGAAAAGAUGGGAAGGAUGAUAAGGACUACGCCCUCAAGCAGAUUGAAGGCACCGGCAUUUCUAUGUCAGCCUGCAGAGAGAUUGCACUGCUGCGAGAACUGAAGCACCCCAACGUCAUCUCGCUGCAGAAGGUUUUCCUGUCGCACGCCGACCGCAAAGUGUGGCUGCUCUUCGACUACGCCGAACACGACCUAUGGCACAUCAUUAAGUUCCACAGAGCGUCCAAGGCCAACAAAAAGCCACUUCAGCUUCCCAGAGGGAUGGUCAAGUCUCUGCUUUACCAGAUCCUGGACGGCAUCCAUUACCUUCACGCAAACUGGGUCCUUCACAGAGACCUUAAACCUGCAAACAUUUUAGUGAUGGGGGAAGGGCCAGAAAGGGGAAGAGUAAAGAUAGCUGACAUGGGUUUUGCCCGUCUCUUCAAUUCACCACUGAAGCCUUUAGCCGAUCUCGACCCAGUGGUCGUUACAUUCUGGUACAGAGCACCCGAAUUGCUGCUGGGGGCCCGGCACUACACCAAAGCCAUCGACAUUUGGGCGAUAGGCUGCAUUUUCGCCGAGUUGCUGACGUCCGAGCCCAUAUUUCACUGUCGCCAAGAGGACAUCAAGACCAGUAAUCCGUACCAUCACGACCAGCUGGACCGCAUCUUUAAUGUCAUGGGUUUCCCGGCUGAUAAAGACUGGGAGGACAUCAAAAAGAUGCCAGAGCACUCCACACUGAUGAAAGACUUUAGGAGGAAUACAUACACAAACUGCAGCCUUAUAAAAUACAUGGAGAAACACAAAGUCAAGCCAGACAGCAAAGCAUUCCAUUUGCUGCAAAAGCUGCUAACCAUGGACCCAAUCAGGAGAAUCACUUCGGAGCAGGCCAUGCAGGAUCCCUACUUUUUAGAAGAGCCCCUUCCCACGUCAGAUGUGUUUGCAGGAUGUCAAAUUCCUUAUCCGAAGAGGGAAUUUCUUACUGAAGAGGAACCAGAUGACAAGGCAGAUAAAAAGAACCAGCAGCAGCAACAGGGAAACAACCACACAAACGGUGCAGGGCACACCGGCAACCCCGACAAUAGCCACGCCCAAGGCCCGCCUCUGAAAAAAGUGCGCGUGGUUCCGCCCACCACUACCUCAGGUGGCCUCAUCAUGACCUCAGACUACCAGCGCUCUAAUCCACACGCUGCCUACCAGAACCCUGGACCAAGCACAUCACUGCCCCAAAGCAGCAUGGGAUACUCCUCUACCUCCCAACAGCCUCCGCAGUACUCCCACCAGACCCACCGUUACUGA